Molecule: messenger RNA, 1521 nt
Organism: Dicentrarchus labrax (European seabass)
Lineage: Eukaryota; Metazoa; Chordata; Actinopteri; Moronidae
Product: LIM and SH3 domain protein 1
Exons: 8
Coding region: 137-934 (265 amino acids)
Cellular component (GO): focal adhesion
Molecular function (GO): actin filament binding
Source: RefSeq, a predicted model, not a curated record
AUUAAUUGAAAUGCCUGCAGGCGAAGAGGAGGACGGCUCGUUUCCCAGCUGCUCAUCACUGCCUGUACUUCACCUCUGGACUCUUUAACUGGAUCAGUGAGGGUUUGUCUGUGGUGUGAGGAAUCACUGCGCCAUCAUGAAUCCGCCCUGUGGAAGAUGCAAUAAACCAGUUUAUCCCACAGAAAAAAUUAAUUGCCUUGAUAAGUAUUGGCACAAAGGCUGUUUCAGCUGCGAGGUAUGUAAGAUGGCCCUGAGCAUGACGACCUACAAAGGCUUUGAGAAGAAACCUUACUGCAGUAUGCAUUACCCCAAAACCUCCUUCACCAUAGUGACCGACACCCCCGAGAAUCUGCGUCUCAAACAACAGAGCAUGCUCAACAGUCAGGCGCUCUAUAAGGAGGACUUUGAAAAGAACAAGGGGAAAGGUUUCAGCGUGGUGGCCGACACUCCCGAGAUGCAGAGAGUGAAGAAGACACAAGACCAGAUCAGUCACGCUCUUUACAAGGAGGACUUUGAAAAGAACAAGGGGAAAGGUUUCAGCGUGGUGGUCGACACUCCAGAGAUGCAGAGAGUGAAGAAGACACAAGACCAGAUCAGUAAUAUAAAGUACCAUGAAGAAUUUGAGAAGAGCAGGAUUCGAAGUGAUGCACCUCCUCCUGAAAAUAGACAAGAAGAUGAAAUGCAACCACCCAACCCUCCGAGAUUCAGUCAGCCUGUUGGACAAAUGCGUCCUGCUGCUGUAGCACCAUCUGGUGGAGGGAAACGUUACCAGGCCAUGUACAGCUACGCGGCAGCAGAAGCAGAUGAAGUUUCUCUCCAGGAGGGCGAUCUGAUCUUAGACGUGGAGCAGAUAGACGACGGAUGGGUGUUUGGAUGCAACCAGCGCACUGGGCAGCGGGGUUUGCUGCCGGCUAACUACGUCCGACCCGUGUGAAACACACACGCCUGUCCGACACACACCAACAACCAUCAGGCUUAUUUUCAUGCAAAUGAAAAAAUUGCUAUUUAAACAAAAAAAAAAAAAAAAAAAAACUGACUGGUUUUGCAUUGCCUUUAUUGUCAGAAAUAUGAUUUUAAAAUAUGAGUAAAGGAGAGAUACUGGUGAUGGGUUCUUGAAGAUUUGUGAGCCUUUGUGUCGUCAAAAUGAUGCUAAAGGUUAAAGUGAAAUUAUAUUUUGUCUGUAACAGAAGCCAACGAAAGAGGAAGUAAGAGAGGAAAGCAGAGGGAAUAAUAUUAAAUAAACGUUACUACUACUACAGUUUACUACAAUACUUCAUACGUGUAAUUUCUAAUCUCUCUCGGGUAACAUUUACCUUUUUAUGUACAUGCAAUUAAGUGUAGCCCUGACAGAAACAGAUGCAUUCAAAAACUGAAAUGUUCUGCAGUUGAACUAAUGACUUAAUGAGUUAACAUGUCAUAAAACCCAUUCAACGCUUGUUUGAUAUUAUAUCAGGAAAGAGAAAAGCAUAAAAUGUAUUUAGUCAUGUAAGCUGAUUUGAUUAAAAAAAGUGGAAUAUUUAA